UGAAAUUCUGACUACUUUAAAGUAUUUAACCUCAAUUAACCUGAUGUCUCACUAUCAUCUUCAACAAAUUCCUAAUUUUGUAUUCUUAACAACAGAAGCUCUUAAAAUAACUUGACAUCUGAUGCCCCAAAGUGUUGAAGACUGUGCUAAUACUAUAAGCUGCCCUGGGGAAAAUUUCUUUUUCUUAUAAUAUCAGAUUCUACUUGGUCACUGUGGUAGGUUUCAUCUUUUCUCUGAAAUGAUGCAAAACCAAAGCUUUGUUACUGAGUUCAUCCUCUUGGGGCUUUCACAGAAUCCAAACAUUCAGAAAAUAGUAUUUGUUGUAUUUUUGUUUAUCUACAUUGCAACAGUUGGGGGCAAUUUACUAAUUGUAGUGACCAUCAUCAGCAGCCCGGCACUCCUGGGCUCCCCCAUGUACUUCUUUCUAGGCUUCCUGUCCUUCCUCGAUGCAUGCUUCUCCUCCGUCAUAGCCCCAAAGAUGAUUCUGGACUCCCUCUAUGAGAGGAAAACCAUCUCCUUCGAGGGCUGCAUGACCCAGGUAUUUGCUGAACACUUCUUUGGUGGAGUGGAGAUGAUUGUUCUCACUGCCAUGGCCUAUGACCGCUAUGUGGCCAUUUGCAAGCCGUUGCAUUACUCCUCUAUCAUGAACUGGAGGCUCUGUGGCAUUCUGAUGGGGGUAGCCUGGACAGGGGGCUUCUUGCAUUCUGUGAUACAAAUUCUCUUUACUUUCCAGCUGCCCUUUUGUGGCCCCAGUGUCAUUGAUCACUUCUUUUGUGAUUUGUAUCCAUUAUUGGAGCUUGCCUGUACUGACACUCACAUCCUUGGCCUUUUGGUUGUUGUCAAUAGUGGUUUUAUCUGCAUCAUAAACUUCUCUUUGUUGCUUAUCUCCUACUGUGUCAUCUUGCUCUUGCUGAGAACUCAUAGCUCUGAAGGCCGGUGGAAAGCUCUCUCCACCUGUGGAUCUCACAUUGCUGUCGUGGUUUUGUUUUUCGUCCCUUGUAUAUUUGAGUAUGCACGAUCUCCAUCUGCUUUCUCCUUCGACAAGAUGGUGGCCAUAUUUUACACAAUCCUAACUCCCCUGCUCAAUCCUGUGAUUUACACUUUUAGAAAUAAGGAAGUGAAAAAUGCCAUGAGGAAAUUGUGGACCAGAUUGGUGAUGGUUUCUGAUGAAAAAUAAAACAUAAUACUUAAAAAAAAAAAAAAAAACAACUUCAAGAGGGGGAAAAAUAGACUUAGCCAAGAACUUUACGGAGGAUGUCCAUGUAAGACAGAAGGUAAUGUAAUGCAGCAUAAAACACUACAAUGGAGGCCCGGAAAUGCUACUUCUGCCCUUAGGUUACUCAUUAUCUAAGAGUUGGCAGCUCAAUAUCCUUACAGGUGAACAUAAGAGAGUUGAAUUUUAUUCUUAUUUAGAAUAUAAUAAGCAAAGGAAAUCACUAAAAAGAGAAAUCAAAUUAUCUACUUAACUUAUUGCCAUUCACACCAUGCUUUGAAGAAGUUUCCUGGAGGGAAGACAAAAAUA
Loxodonta africana (African savanna elephant) is the source of this 1522-nucleotide messenger RNA. Its product is annotated as olfactory receptor 4C15. Gene Ontology annotation, biological process: G protein-coupled receptor signaling pathway. Lineage: Eukaryota; Metazoa; Chordata; Mammalia; Proboscidea; Elephantidae. Gene Ontology annotation, cellular component: plasma membrane. The record is from RefSeq and is a predicted model, not a curated record. The coding region runs from base 239 to 1177 and encodes 312 amino acids. The transcript has a single exon. Gene Ontology annotation, molecular function: G protein-coupled receptor activity; olfactory receptor activity.